Molecule: messenger RNA, 2832 nt
Organism: Dictyostelium discoideum AX4
Lineage: Eukaryota; Evosea; Eumycetozoa; Dictyosteliales; Dictyosteliaceae
Exons: 7
Coding region: 1-2832 (943 amino acids)
Biological process (GO): vesicle-mediated transport; intracellular protein transport; calcium-mediated signaling
Cellular component (GO): COPI vesicle coat
Molecular function (GO): kinase binding; structural molecule activity; calcium ion binding
Source: RefSeq, a predicted model, not a curated record
AUGGGAGGGUCUCAAAGUAAAAAAUUAACAAAAAAAUCGCAGAAUAAUAAUAAUAACAAUAGUAAUAUUAAUGUGACAUAUAAUAAUUUAAUAAUCACAAUUAAUAUAGUAGAACAAAAUGAAAUCGAUAGAAUUCAAAGUUUAUUUAAUGAUAUAUCAGUACCAAUAAAAUCAGUUAAAUCAAUUGAUAGAGAUGGAUUUAAAAGAUUUCAUUUAAUUCCAGAACCACUAUCCGAUAGAAUAUUCAAUUUAUUUGAACAAUCAACAAAAAAAGGUGGAUCUAUGACUUUUGAUGAUUUAUUAUCAGGUUUAGCAGUUUGUGGUAAAUCAACUGAAAAAGAUAAAGUUAAUGUUAUAUUUAAAUUUAUAGAUAUUGAUGAUGAUGGUAUAAUAACAAAAGAAGAGAUAUCAGUAUUAUCAGUUGUUUCAUUAGAGAAUGCAAAUUCUCCAAAAAUAUUCUCAAAUGAUGAUAAUCCAUUACUUUUACAAGUUGUAGGUAUGGGAUUCCCAAAACAUAAAGUUAAUACAGCAUUAAAAGAGACUAGAAAUGGCACAGUUGGUACACCUGGUAGUAAUCCUGUUGAAAAUAUAGUAUCUUGGUUAUUAGUCAAUCAAAGUUCUGAAAGUGAUUCAGGUAUUGAUGAAGAAUCAAAGCAACAACAACAACCAACAUCAGUUAAACCAGAUCCAAAAUCAAUUGAAGAAUUAACAAUUGGAUUAAAUUUAUCAACUAUAUUAACAACAUUUGAAGGAUUAUUCGAUGUUUUAGAUAAAGAAGGUAGUGGUAAGAUUACAUUAGCUAAAUUUAAGAAAUGGGCAUCAUCAACAAAGAAACCACAUGAAUUAGAUUCAUUAUUGAAACCAAUAGCUGCAUUAUAUGAUAGAGCAAUUAAAUGGAAAUCUGAAUCAAAUUCAUCCUCAUCUUCAUCAGCAUUAAAUCAAUCAAAUGGUAGUGGUAAUGAACAAGUUGUUGCUGCACCUUCUGUUGAAAGAUCAACUUCUCAAUCAAGUUUAAAUGGACAAACAACAACAACGACACCAACACAAUCACCAUCAAUAACUUCAACUAAUCCACCAAAUAUAAUUAGUAAUAGUAAUAAUACUUCGUCAUCUGAUUUAAACAAUAAUAUUAAUAAUAAUAAUAACAAUAAUAAUACAAAUCCAAAAGAAUUAAAAAGAUAUUCAUCAGUUUCAGUUAUGGAAUCAACGAAAAAAGAUAAAGAAAAACAAGAAAAACAAGAAAAAGAAAGAGAGAAACAAGAAAAAGAAAGAGAAAAACAAGAGAAAAAAGCAGAAAAAGAGAGGGAAAAAUUAGAAAAAGAAAAAGAAAAAGAUAAAGAAAAGGAUACAACAAAUACAACAACAACCACUACUACUACAGCAGCAACUACAACAACACCAACACCAAUUAAUUCUAGUAGUAAUAUAGUUAAAUCAUCAAGUAAUUCAUCAAUAUCAAAAAAUAAUAACAAUAGUAAUGUUAAUGAUGGUGAUUCAUCAUUUGAUUCAGAUAGUGAUGAUGAAGUUAUUAAACCAGCUAUUCAAGUGGUUAUUAGAGAUAAACCAAUUGAAAGUCAAAAGAGUGAAAAUUCAUUAUUUAAUAUUGAACCUUCAAUUGGUAUUGUUAAACCAAUGCUUAGUAAAGCUGCUACCUUAAGAACUAGAGGCAGUAGAUCAAAUAGAAAUACAAUGGAUCCUGAAUUAUUCUCUUCACUUCAACCAUUAACUCCAACUUCAAAACAUACUACUACCACUGCAACUAAUACAAAUACAAAUACAAACACAUCAACAACUUCACCAAAUUUAUCAUCACCAUUAUCACCAACACCAUCAUCACCAUUAUCACCAACACCCUCAAAUAGAAACCCAUUAGGUCACAGUAAUACUAUUGUAUCAUCACCACCACCAUAUGUAACAUCACAAUCUAAUGCAAGUUUCUUUUCAAAUAAUAAUAAUAAUAAUAAUAAUAAUAAUAAUAAUAGUAGUAAUAAUAUCAAUAAUAAUAAUAAUAGUAAUAAUAAUAAUAAUAUAAUCAAUAAUCAAAAUAAAGAUAAUUUCACAGAUACAGCAUCAUCUAAUAGUAAUCCAACAAGUCCGAUUUCACAAAAAUUAAAUUCUGAAAGUAUCGAAUAUAUGAAGAAAUGUAUAAAUCAAAUGGAAAAUGGUAACUUUAAAGAAGCAAUUUUAGAUUUGGAUCAAUGUAUUAAAAUAUUAUUACAAGUUCAUUCAAAUAAUUUAUCAAUUAUUCAAAAUGAAAUUAAUUUUUGUGUUGGAUAUAAAGUUACAUUAAAUUUAUUAAUAGAAAUUAAAGAAAUUGAAAAGAAGAUUGAACAAGAAUCAAAUAAGGAUGAAGUAUCAUCAUAUUAUGAAACCAUUGCUUUAUUAUCUAAAUUUUUAGUCGACAUUCCACUUCAAACUAAUCAUAGAUUAGUUUGUGCAAAAAUGGCUGUAAAAUAUAAUUUAAUUUCAAAUAAUUUUGGUAUAGCUGGUAAAUUAAUAGAGAUUAUUUUACAAAAAGGUAUAAAUUUAGGUGAUAAAGAAAAAGAACAAUAUGAAAUUCAAUUACAACAAUGUAGAGAUAAUCAAUUUAAUAAUUCAAGUUUACCAAUGUAUAUUUGUCCAAGUUGUAAAUCAUCAACAUCUUGUAGUUCAAUUAGAUGUUCUUGUUUGAGACCUGUAAGAUGGUGUUUUCAAACUUUUCAACUUAUUAAAGAUUUAACCUUUUUACAAUGUAAUUAUUGUUAUUCAACUUUUUCAAUUAAUCAAUCUGAAGUUGUUUCAAAAUCAAUUUGUCCAUCUUGUAAUCAUGGUAUAAUUAAUACUAAAAAUUAA